This is a messenger RNA of Ciona intestinalis (vase tunicate), 2420 nucleotides long. NCBI's taxonomy places the organism in Eukaryota, Metazoa, Chordata, Ascidiacea, Phlebobranchia, Cionidae. The record is from RefSeq and is a predicted model, not a curated record.
CCUUUACCUUGUGUUGCCAUUUACAAACGAUAUAAAAUGUUCCAAUUCUCAUAAUUUCGAGGUAGGGUGAAGUAGUAAAAUCCAAAAAAUGAAAUGAGACGUAUAAAUUAACGUUUACCCAUAACAUGCGCCAGCUUCUUACUGCGCAUGUAAUGCUAGUGCGCUUGCGCGGUAACGUCACUCAUGUGCCAAACCAAUUUAAUGUUUGUGUGGUUUGUAGGGUGAAUACGUUACAAACGUAAGUUAAUGAGCGUAAGUUUACGGUAGAAAAACCGACAAAACUUAGUCUAAUAUGACUAAAAACCCAUUGUUUGUAUACAAAAACACACAGCAUUUCAAGGCUUUACUAAAAUGCGACGAUAAAUAAUACCGUGGGGUAAGAUGAAGCACCCAACGCUCACGAACUGUUAGCACUGGAAUACCAUAUUUGUUUCAUCGUGAUUCAACAAUUAAAAACGUUUUUGUAUAAUCGCCGGGGCAACGGCGGGCAUCGGGGAGAUAAUUCUGUAACUCUUCCUUAAUUACUACCAAAUGGAACGAGAAAAAAGAAUAAUAAGAUGUCCCAUCUUGCCCUACAGUAAUUUAUAUCAAUAUCUUUACGAUUCCACGAACGAUAGUUACUGGCUAUAGCCGAACCCGGAACAAAAAUAAACACCGGCCACUGUUUUUGUUGAUGUUACGUAAAUAUCAAGGGGGUUUAAGCACGUUUAUUUACUGCAUAAAACAAACGGAUUUCAAACGUUUAUGUUUCGACGAAAAAAGUUUAUUUUGGAUGCGGAUUUGUGGUAAAAUAAUCGUGGCCGGGGCGUUGCUAGCGAAAAAAAGAACAUUUUUGCGGUUGUGGCAACCAUUGCUUUGCCCGGAAGCAACCACAGAAUGUCAGCCCGCUAAAAAUUUGCAUAAAUAUGAUAAACAUUAGCAGUGAUAAUGGUUGUGAUGUUUACUUCAGCCUAUUUGGUAGACGCAGUAUUAAACUGCACUGUAGCAAGAGAACAGUGGGCGAGGUCUUGAAAACAAACAAACGCACCUUCGAAAUAUGGGUGUGUGAACCAAACAUUCUUAAAUAUUUUUGCAACUAUCUGCUAAGGAAUGAAUAUAAAAGAUGGCUCAGAAAAGGCAACUUGGCAUUUUAUACCAUACUCGUGAACGAUGGACACCACAACAGCGAAUUCAGGAAUCAAUUUAUCAACGCCGCAAAGUUUUGCGCGUCUUCCGUUCACGAAAGAAUCCAUAGCAAUAACUGCUUCAAUUCUUAUCCCGUUGUCGAUUUUCGGAAUCGUGUCGAACGUUAUGACAAUAAUAGUGAUCGCAAAGUCAACCAAAUUAAAAUCAAUUUUUAACUGCUUGAUUUUGAGUCUUUGCGUAUCCGAUUUGAUUUCCGCUUUAAUCAGUCCUUUAUUUCUAUAUCGUCGUACCUGGGGGUUUGAAGGGUGGAAAAUUUCUACAGCCAUUUGCAAGGUAUAUUUCGGCACUGAACUAUUGACCUCUUACGUCACGACGCUUCACAUUUUUCUGUUUGCUGCUUUCCGGUUAAUCUCGAUUAGGGCGCCAACCCUGUACUACAAACUCAAAAUAAAGCACGUCAAGAUUAUCGUGGGCUUCGUGUGGUUUCUUUGUUUUGUGGUCGGUUUCAUUCCAUUCUCACUUAUGUUUCGCGCCAAGGACUCUAAAACUCCGAUGACUUCAAAAUGGCCUUCCUGUACUCUCUGCUUACAAUGGUUCAAGCCGUUCCGCUACUACACUGCCAUCGCUUACAGCAUUAUGUUUUACGUCCCGAUGCUGUUCGUAAUCGUUAUCUCAAUUUACAUCAUAUCCUUACUUUUUAAAAGAAGGUCAAGACGACAAACAAUUAUCAGCUUCCAAGCUGGUUCUACUGAUAAAUGCGACACAGCCGAAGCAAAACGACGCAAGAAAGAGAUGCAAGUAGUUCUACAACUUUCACUUAUAGUGGGUUCGUUCCUACUUGGCUACGUACCACAUACUGCUUACCACUUCUUCACUUCAAACACCACACUUAAACAAUCUUACAAAGCAAAGGUAUUUGAUUGGUGGUUCGCAAUGGCGCAACAUACUUGCUUAAGGGUUAGCGAAUGCCUUAACCCUGUGUUCUACAACCUUGCCUCGAGCAAAAUGCGGAAAGAGACCGUUUCGAUUUUCAAACGUAUGUGGAAAUCGAUACGAGGUAGAAACAUUUCCAACCCAACGCUCCAGAGCACUCGAUCAAGACGAAUAUCUCCAGUGACGUCACCAGAUGAAAUAAAACUUCCAAACCCCCGCGUGUUUGUUACGUAGAGAAUGCGUGACAGAGCUGUAUCUUAUUACCACGCAUUUUUUACAUUUUGUCUUUGAUUUUAACGUUCAAAAACAUUUUGCCGAAGCUGAAUUUAAUAGCUUUAUUGCAAUUAAACAUAACAAACAGA